This is a messenger RNA of Clupea harengus (Atlantic herring), 1513 nucleotides long. RefSeq names its product putative N-acetyltransferase camello. The record is from RefSeq and is a predicted model, not a curated record. Gene Ontology annotation, molecular function: N-acetyltransferase activity. NCBI's taxonomy places the organism in Eukaryota, Metazoa, Chordata, Actinopteri, Clupeiformes, Clupeidae.
UUCCUGCAUACCAGUGUAUGGGAUGAAUUGUCCUGUGUUAUCCUGCUUUUUCAGUUUGAUGUUCUCUGGUAUCCAUUAACCAGACCUGAACUGUAGAGAUCAUGUGACAUGAGGCUCAGGAAACAACAGAGGAAGAGGUACAAGGGAAAAGGGGGUUGUGACUGCAAGGAGCCAGGCAAUUCGUGUUUGUAUGGGAAUACCUUCUCAAAGAUAAUGGUGUUUUCUCUGCGUGAGUACCGGGACUCAGACUAUGCUGUGGUGCGUGAAGUGUACUCCACAGGGUUCAGAGAACACUGCGGUUCCAUCUUCGUUAUGGUUAUUCGGAGGCUCUGGGUUCAGGCGGUUCUUUUGGUUGUGUUCCUAGCCCUCCUGGAACUCUCUGGCUCCUUCCUGUCAGCAAUGUUGGGUGUCUCUGGGGUCCUGUUGGCCAUUCGGGUGUCUGUGCAGUGCCUGCUCGAACAGGGCGUGCGCCUGGGCCUCAGCGAGGACCUCCAGGACAUCCGGGCGUCCUACAUGCAGCCUGGCCAGGUGGCACGGUUCUGGGUGGCAGAGUUACAGGGCGGCAUCGUGGGCACGGUGGCCAUCCUACCCUGCGUGGAGGAGAGAGGGGCCUGGGAGCUGAAGAGGAUCACGGUGCUGAAGAGGUUCAGGGGGCAAGGCAUCGCCAAGGCUCUCUGUCAAACUGCCUUGGAGUUUGUGGCCAAUCGUGGUGUAAAACGGGUGGUGCUGUUCACCUCCAUGGCCCAGGCGGAUGCACACAACCUCUAUAACAGUCUGGGCUUCAAGAAGGAGACAGAGUUUGUGUGGCCAUCGUUGCCGGCCCGGCUUGUUAACUUCCUUGUUUAUAAAUAUGCCUUCACAGUUGUUUUUUGAACUUGAAGCAGAUUUAGGAUUUCACUGAGUUGAUAAUGAAAUUACUGCUUUUGGUAAAACUGACUGUGACUGAUCUCUCUUGCAUGGCAUGUUGGUGGAGAGAACUUGUUAAAAUGUUGUUAUGCCUGGGGCUCGAUUAGUCACAACAAGUCUUGUGACAUUAUGUGGACAUUUGGCAUUAUGUGUCUAAAAUGUGGCCACAUUUGGACACCUUUCUAUUCCUCUUUUCUAGUCUGAAAAUACUUGUCUUCUGUGGCUGCCUGAGUAGUUAUUGUGUUAUCUCUAUCCUGUCAUGUGAAGCGGUGCUGUUGAAGAGAAGCAGAUGACAGAUUAUUAUCUACUGUGUAACCUAAUUUAAACUGAAUAUUUUCAAGUUUCAUCUACAUAUCAAGUGUAUUACAAAUGUUUCUUGUCAAUAUACGUUCUUAUAUUGUAUACAGUAUAUAGAAUACAAUGAAAUCUAUGUUUAAAUACUGCAGUCUGUGUUCGCUUUUUUUUAUUGUAACCUUUUGUUUCCUCAACACUGUUAUAAGAACCAUCGUAAUGCAUUGGUCGUCAAAGAAAUGUUUCUCGUUGCGAUGUAGACCACCUGAGAAGUCGUGUGUAGUAUGGUUUCUGAGAAUCAGAAUGACGCUAAAAC